Paramecium octaurelia is the source of this 702-nucleotide messenger RNA. NCBI's taxonomy places the organism in Eukaryota, Ciliophora, Oligohymenophorea, Peniculida, Parameciidae. The record is from the annotation of a GenBank genome assembly.
AUGUUAAUUCUUGCUGGAAAAAAAUUAAAAGACUUAAGUGAAUAUACUCAAAUAUAGAAUAAUGAAAUCAAACAUUUGGACAUUUCAGUACUGAUUUAUUAUUAUUUUGAUAGAACAAUUUGCUUAAAUCUGGAAAGGAAUUUGCUUAUUUUCAAAAUUUAGAGACGUUGAUCAUUGAUAAUAAUUAUUAUUUUAAUCUAAAUGAUUUUCCUUAACUUCCACAACUCGUUACUUUAAGUGCAAAUAAGAAUAAUUUUAAUAAUUUAGAAAUGUAAUUCUGAUCUAUUUAUAGAUAGUUUCAUAGAAGAUUGCUAAUCUAAGUUUCCUAAACUAACACAUUUGAGUCUCAUAAAAAAUCCAAUUUGUCCCAUGUUUAUUGGCGAGGAAGAAUAUUAAACAUAUAGAUCAACUCUAAUCAAAUAACUAAGAAAUUUAAAAAAUAUAGAUGGAUUGCCAGUUGACCCAAAAGAAGGUGAUCCAAAUUAUUUUAAAUAAUAAAAAAUUUAGUAAUAGUAAUAGCAAUAAUUAAAUGUAAUUCUAUUACUUAAAUAGCAGAACCAUGACGAGGCUAAAGGAACUAUUGAAUUCAACUAAAAAUAUUCAAAACCAGUGUCUAAAACUGUUAAACAAAGAAGUGAGGGCAAUAGAUUUGUUAAGAACAAUCAAUUGUGAUUAACUAUAUGUUUUUGUGUUAAUAGAAUC